CCAAUUUGCUGACAACAAGAUGAUCAUUAUUAUUGUUUACUCUGUAUCAGCUUUUUUCAAACGAAUCGUUUAAUUAAAUAAUAAAAUCUUUUAUUGCGAAUAUUGUGUGAGUUCACUUGUCAGUUCAGAUCAUAUGGUUGUUUGCAUCACAGAUACUGCAUACACGGUCACUUGCUGCUGAUAAGGCGAUACAGGCAAAAGUUCAGUGUUCAGCAAAUAUUACAGCUGUUUAUGUCCAGCAGUUAAGAUUAAUCCAACAGUAAAUGACCGACAGCUCAUAAGGGCACACAUACAGUGGAUAAAAACUUAAAAUACUUCACUCCAGCCUACAAAUUGAUCAAAUUACGAACAAAUCAAACCAAUUAAUAUGUCAUUCAAAGUAGAAGCAAUCCCAUCGCCAAAGACGGUCAUUGGAACGAGAUGCCAUUGGGACGAGCACACUCAAAGUUUGUAUUAUAAUGAUAUUGAGGGCGUAAUCUUCCGUUAUGAUUACAAAGAGAAUAAAGUAUAUUCGGCAACGAUUGAUGGUGAGCCUUCGAUUGGAUUCAUGAUUCCGGUCGCAAAUUGUACGAAAACAUGUGAACUGGAUGAAUAUGCCCUUGGAUUGGGCCGCCGCGUUGGAAUCGUGCACUGGGAUGGUUUAUCAACGAAGGCAAUCAUUGGACCCAUCGCUUUCGAAGUUGAACAAGAAAAAGAAAACAAUCGCUUUAACGCGGCCAAAGCUGAUCCCGUGGGCCGAUUCUAUGGUGGCACUAUGCGCAGUGAAAAGUGUGGCGAUAUUUUUGAAGUCGCUGCCGGCUCCUUGUAUAAAUACAUCAAGGGUGACGGUGUCUAUGAAUUAGUAAAUAACGUUCAUAUUUCCAACGGUUUGGCAUGGAACGAAGAAGAAAACAAAGUUUUCUACAUCGAUUCGUGUAAAUUUGAUGUGAAAGAGUACGACUGGGAUCCAAGCACUGGUGAUUUCUCCAAUGAACGUGUUGUGAUCGAUUUUAGCAAAAAUGGCAAAAAUCCAGGAUUUCUUCCAGAUGGUUUAACCAUUGACACAGACGGCAACCUCUAUGUUACCGCUUUUGAAGGAUCCAAAAUAUUCAAAGUCAAUCCAAAAAGCGGCAAAAUUCUAUUGGAGAUUCCGAUUCCCGCUAAAAAAGUUACAGCUGUAGCCUUCGGAGGUCCAAAUUUGGACAUUUUGUACGUGACAACUGGAGCAAAAGAUGACCCUGACAAUGUAAACGCCGGACUAUUAUUCAAAGUAACCGGAUUGGGCGUGAAAGGUUUUCCAGGCGUUAGAGUUCGCGUAUAAGACCAAAACGAAAAUAAUUUUUAAGAAGCUCGUAUGCGGAAAAAUAUGUUAAAAAUUCUAACAAAUUCAACAUUGAUUAAAUAAACACAACUGUUACAAUUUCAUACUUA
Messenger RNA from Sitodiplosis mosellana (orange wheat blossom midge), 1410 nucleotides. Its product is annotated as regucalcin-like. Bases 368 to 1300 code for a protein of 310 amino acids. The transcript has 4 exons. Gene Ontology annotation, biological process: L-ascorbic acid biosynthetic process. Lineage: Eukaryota; Metazoa; Arthropoda; Insecta; Diptera; Cecidomyiidae. The record is from RefSeq and is a predicted model, not a curated record. Gene Ontology annotation, molecular function: gluconolactonase activity; calcium ion binding.